UGUUUGGUGUAGAAAGUGUCGGUUGGGGCGGGCAAAUCAACCACUGAACAAAGCUAAAUGUCAAAUGUAGUCAAAUGUAGUGUAAUUGAAUAAUCAUUAAUUGCUUUCAAUAACCAAAAUGUCCUCAAACCCUGAGCCUAGAUAUUUCCUAAGAUCAAAGUGUUUAUGUUCCCUAAGUCCCAGUGCACAAAAAGAGAAGGUUCUCAUGCAAAAUUCGGCGUCUAAAGAGUGUGGUAUAUGCGGCGAAAUAAUUAUGAAGAAACCAGAUACCAAAGACAGAAAAUUUGGAUUGUUACCAAAUUGUCAGCAUUGUUUUUGCUUUCCGUGCAUCCGCCGUUGGAGACAGACGCCAGGUUUCGGUUUGCAUGUAAUCCAUGGGUGUCCGCUAUGCAGAACUGUGUCCCAGUUUGCUUAUUCCAGUCAGUUUUGGUAUGACAAUAAAGAGGAAAAGGACGCCUACAUCACCGCCAAAAAGUUGGAAUUGGAAAAAAUUCCUUGCAAAUAUUUCAGAAAUGGUAAAGGGCUCUGUUUUUUGGACCAGGAUUGUCCCUUUUUACAUGCUCCAUCAACAGAAGAUUUAAAUGUUGAUUCAGUUCGGAGCGAGGGAGGAUCUACUUCUACUAUGCGAACUGAUAUUGAUAUCAUUGACAUUCCAAUAUUAACCCUAAUACAUUUGAAUUUUCAAUUUUAAUAAAAUGUCAUCGUGAUAUUUCUCAUUCAUUUAGUGUAUUUUAACUUAAGUCUAGGAUAAUCUUAAUAAAAACUUAUUUGUG
Messenger RNA from Ceutorhynchus assimilis (cabbage seed weevil), 773 nucleotides. NCBI's taxonomy places the organism in Eukaryota, Metazoa, Arthropoda, Insecta, Coleoptera, Curculionidae. The record is from the annotation of a GenBank genome assembly.